This is a messenger RNA of Notothenia coriiceps (black rockcod), 3732 nucleotides long. RefSeq names its product neuronal cell adhesion molecule a (gene nrcama). Gene Ontology annotation, molecular function: cell-cell adhesion mediator activity. Gene Ontology annotation, cellular component: plasma membrane; axon. The record is from RefSeq and is a predicted model, not a curated record. The transcript is spliced from 30 exons. Bases 133 to 3732 code for a protein of 1199 amino acids. NCBI's taxonomy places the organism in Eukaryota, Metazoa, Chordata, Actinopteri, Perciformes, Nototheniidae. Gene Ontology annotation, biological process: brain development; cell-cell adhesion; axon guidance.
AGCCAGGGCUGAGGAGGAGAGAGGAUAUUUGAGUUUCUCUGUUGUGGAUGUGCACGUGUCCUCACACAGUGUGACUGAGCAGAGGGGCGGGCCGUCGCUGUAUUUGGGGGCAGACCUUCGCAUCACACACAGAUGAUGGAGAGGAGGAGGAUGGACGCGGCGCUGCUGGUGCUGUUCCUGGUGCAGCUCACCACUGCGCUGGAGGUCCCACUAGACCUUCUGGAAGGAUUGCCGCAGCCACCGACCAUAACUCACCAAUCCCCCAAGGAUUACAUCAUUGACCCACGAGAGAACAUUAUAAUCCACUGCGAGGCCAAGGGGAAGCCUCACCCCAGUUUCUCCUGGACCAGAAAUGGGACCCACUUUGACAUUGACGAGGACCCCAACGUCACCAUGAAGCCCCACUCUGGGACGAUGGUGGUGGACAUCAGCAGAGCGAAGGCCGAACAUUACGAGUCUGUGUACCAGUGCACGUCGAGGAACAAACACGGGACUGCCGUUUCCAACAACAUAGUCGUACAACAGUCCAGGUCCCCCUUGUGGUCGAAGGAGAAGCUCAAGGCGAUGGUCGUUCAGGAGGGCGUGUCCAUGGUGCUGCCGUGUCGCCCCCCCGCUGGCCUGCCCCCUCCCAUCAUAUUCUGGAUGGACAAUAACUUCCAGAGGCUGCCUCAGAGCAGCAGGGUGUCCCAGUCCCUGAACGGAGACCUUUACUUCUCUAAUGUACUCCGAGAGGAUUCCCGGAACGACUACAUCUGCUAUGCCCGCUUCCCGUACACACAAACCAUCCAGCAGAAACAACCCAUCUCCGUCAAGGUCCUCAACAUGGAUGCAAUCAAUGACACAAUGGCAGCUUUUUACAAUGAAACUGAUUUAUUUAGUGAAGAGCCAGCCGACGAGAGGAAGCCAACCUUCCUCAUCCCAUCUGGCCCCUCCAGCUCCAAGAUGGUGCUGAGAGGACAGGUGUUGGAGAUGGAGUGCAUUGCCGAAGGACUGCCCACCCCCGAAGUCUCCUGGAUCAAAGUGAGCGGCGAUCUCCCAGCAAAGCGCACGUUUUUCCUCCACUACCAGAAAACCCUUCGCAUUGUGAACGUGUCAGAAUCGGACGCCGGAGAUUACCGCUGCACCGCCAGGAACCGUCUGGGCUCGGUGCACCACACCAUCAAAGUCAAUGUCAAAGCCGCUCCAUAUUGGAUCAGCGGCGCCCCGAGGAACCUGGUCCUCGCUCCGGGAGAGAGCGGCGUGCUGACCUGCAGAGCCAGCGGCACGCCCAAGCCCUUGGUCACCUGGGCCAUGAACGGCAUCCCCAUCGAGAAUUCCCCUAAGGAUCUCAGCAGAAAGGUGGAGGACGACACCAUCAUCUUCACCGAUGUGCAGACGGGAUCCAGCGCCGUCUUCCAGUGCAAUGUCUCCAACGACUACGGCUACCUCCUGUCCAACGCCUUUGUCAAUGUGCUCUCGGAGACGCCCAGAGUGCUGACACCAUCCAACAAAGUCUACCAGGUCAUCAAAAAUCACCCGGCCCUGAUAGACUGCGCUUCCUUUGGGUCACCCAUCCCUAAAAUUACAUGGUUCAAAGACAGUCGCUCCAGCACCCUGGAUGGAGACCCCUACAUCGUGCAUGACAACGGGACUUUGGAGAUUCACGUAGCUCAGGCCAGGAACAGUGGCAAAUACACCUGCGUAGCCAGAAACACCCUCGGUAACUACGAGAAUCACGUCUACCUGGAGGUCAAAGAGCCCACCCGGAUCCUGAAGCAGCCGGAGUACAAAGUGGUCCAGAGAGGCAGGUCUGUGGUGUUUGAGUGUAAGGUGAAACACGACUCCUCGCUCAUCCCCACCAUGACCUGGCUCAAAGACGACGGAGAGCUACCCGACGACGAAAGAUUAAUCGUGGACUCAGACAGCCUCGCCAUCAGUGAUGUGACGGAGAACGAUGCGGGGGUGUACACCUGCAUCAUGAACACCACUCUGGAUCAUGAUUCAGCCAGCGCUGAGCUCACUGUUGUCGAGGCCACGCCAACACCAGCGGUUGCUUACGAGCGACCCGACCCCCCGACUGACCUGGAGCUGACGGACCAGAAAAAGAGGAGUGUGCAGCUCACAUGGACCCCUGGGGAUGAACACAACAGUCCUAUCCAGAAAUUUCUGAUCCAGUUUGAAGACUCGCUGCACCACCGAGGUCACUGGCACAAUCUUACCGAGGUCCCUGGGAGCAAGACGACGGCUCACCUCAAACUGUCGCCCUACAUGCACUACACUUUCAGAGUUCUGGCCUUAAACGCUGUGAAUUUUAGCCGCCCCAGUUUUCCCUCCAGGAUGUUUAAGACCGAACCUGCAGGUACAGACUUAAUUCCACCAUAUUUACCACCGCUGACAGGCCUGCAGUCUAAUGGUCCGGGGCUUCACUACAGAGUGAUGUGGAGGCAGAAGCUGAUGGACAGUGAUUGGACCACAGUGACCGUGGCCAACAACUCCAAGUUUGUUGUGUCUGGAACGCCCACAUUUGUUCCUUACGAGCUAAGAGUUCAGGCAGUGAACGAACAGGGAGCUGCAGCUGAGCCGCAGACAGCCAUAGGCUUCUCUGGAGAGGACUUGCCAGUGGCAGCUCCAGAAAAUGUGCAGGCCAUGCUGCUGAACAGCACUCUGGCUAAGGUGCACUGGGAACCUGUGCCCGCCAGGUCAAUACGAGGACAUCUCAAAGGAUACAGGGUGUACUACUGGAGAGAUCGCAGCCUCCACAAGCACAACCCCCAUCAUGCGGAGAAGCAGAUCUUGACCUUCAGCGGGAACCACACCCACGGCAUGCUGCCCGGCCUCCACCCCUUCAGCCUCUACUCAUUCAAUGUCAGGCUUUAUAACGGCAAGGGAGAGGGUCCGCCCAGCCCCACCCAGCAGUUUGAGACGCCUGAAGGAGUGCCAGGGCCUCCUACUUCCCUGUUGGUGACAAACCCCAACCUGGACUCUCUGACCCUUGAGUGGAGUCCUCCUCACGACCGUAAUGGACACAUCACCGGCUACACCCUCAAAUAUCAGCCAGUCAAUGACUCCAAUGAGCUGGGCCCGUUGGAAGAGCUGGCGCUGCCCGCCAAUGAGACCUCAGUCACUGUGUUCAGCCUCAAGUACAGCACGCGCUACAAGUUUUAUUUGAAUGCGAUAACAGUCAGUGGAGCAGGCCCGGCCAUUUCUCAGGAAGCUGUCACCAUCAUGGAUGAAGCUCUAAUAUCACAGCAUGAAGUAGAUGUGGCCACAGGAAACACGCAAACCUCUCAUCCCAUUGCACCGUCUCCUCCACGCCGUCCGCCCCACAAGGCUCAGCCUGCGAGUCCUUUUAAGAACAUUAGCUCCUCGUUCGUAGAGGACGGCACCCUGAUCAGUUGGGAGUACUGGGGCCCGGAGAGAAACGUUUAUGUAGAGUACAUAGUGAAAAACAGUGAAGGUGAAGAGGAGUGGCAGAAAGAGCUUGUGAACGGCUCUCAGAAUGUAACGCUGAAGGGCUUAAAGGGGGGCCUCUCCUAUAGGGUGCGUUUGGUUGCCCAAGGUCACCACGACCAGCCGCUCCACCACUCUGAGGAGCUUGUGGUCUCGGUCCCAGCUGUGGCGAGCAGACAGGUGGACAUCGCCACUCAGGGAUGGUUCAUCGGCCUCAUGUGUGCCAUCGCUCUGCUCAUCCUGAUCCUCCUCAUUAUCUGCUUCAUCCAGAGGAAUAAGGGAGGGAAGUAUCCCGGUGAGUAG